This is a messenger RNA of Trypanosoma theileri, 1707 nucleotides long. RefSeq lists its product as uncharacterized. The record is from RefSeq and is a predicted model, not a curated record. NCBI's taxonomy places the organism in Eukaryota, Euglenozoa, Kinetoplastea, Trypanosomatida, Trypanosomatidae. The coding region runs from base 1 to 1707 and encodes 568 amino acids. The transcript has a single exon.
AUGAAUGCCAACAUUGAGGAGUUACAGGGACGUCUAGCGGCGGCAGAGGAACGUGUAAAAAAGAUAACACGGCUUAUGUUGCGUUCGGUAUGGCAAUACGUCAUACAGCACCGUUCACCUCUUGCAGCUCCGCAGACUACCCUUAAUAUGGAUGCCGGUGAUGCAAAAGGUUUGAAAACUAUAGUAUCACAUCAGCAGAAUAGACGGAGCGGAAAAAAAGUAACGCAAGAAAAAAAAUCCAAUAAUAGAGUCGUAGAUCAAGCAAGAUUGAGUCGAGAACUGUAUCGUACAGCUUUUGGAGCGGCUCGCCAGGAGAUAGAAGAUGAAAUAAUAACUGUAGAUUUGAAGAAAGAAAACGAGAGUGAUGGUGUUCCAUCUGUAGCCUUACUUUUACUACAGUCUUCCCGUGAACGAGCCAUCAUGCAUGUAUUUCUAUUACGACUUCGUUUAACAGUUUGUAGACGACGUUUUCUUGAUACCGAGUGUAAGAUUCGGUAUGACUACUAUAGACUUCGACGUACACUUCGUGCGUGGCAUAGUUACACAUGUGAGGUUGCAUGCAGGCGUCGAAGGAUCAUUUAUACCGUUUUGAAUCACUGGAUGGGACUUGUUGAGUGUCGUCGGGUCCGUUAUGAGCGCCUGUGCCGAUUUCGCCUCGGCUUGGCGGAAAGACGACGUGCGUUUGAUCGGGUGCGGUGGAUGCGAAUGCGGCGGUGUUUUGUGCACUGGCGCCAUCGUCUGGACGAUCGCCGUCUGUGGGGCGGCCCGACAACCGACGGCGCUCUGAGUCGAGAAGGGGAGAAGAGGGCGACGGAGAAGCAGAAGGAGAGAAGACUGCGAUUUCUCUUCGCGUACUGGCGUCGGCGGGUGGAGCGGCGGCUGGACACUCGUCUCGCGGCGCUCAUCGCCACCCGAUCGCUGCUGCGGCGUUCGUGGGAGAAACUCUGCCGUCGCUCUCGUGCCCGCGUGUUGGGUCCACGCGAACCGCCUUGUGUACAUGUGGAAUCAACAUCAAUGGAACUUGUUGGGUUUAAGGUGCAAUGUGCUCAACAAGUAGCGCGGGGAAAUUUAAAGAGAUGUGUGUUUGUAAAGUGGCGUAGAUGUUAUCGGUGUAGAGUGGCAGAUCGAUUUUAUAUCUUUUCUCGCCGUGUCCGUGUUCUGGAGACGUGGCUUCAAGCACUUCGUCGGAAACGUGUGGCACAAGUAGUUUUGGGUGCUUGCUGGUGUCGUUGGCGUCAACGAUAUCAUCAACGAUUACAUUAUAUUGAAGCACAAUAUUGGAGGCAUCGUCGUCUCUUACAGAGUGUUUUAUAUACUUGGACCAAUAAGACCGCUUCUCGCAUUUUCCGAAGUCAACAUUUAUUACAAUUAUGCUAUCACAGAUGGUGGCAACGUGCAAUAUUGCAGAGAACUCAAAGAGAACUGAGUGUUGGUGUCAAGAAGCGUGCGUUCCUCGCCUGGCGUGAUGUGGCCGUACGUGAGAAGGAAUAUCGUACCAUGAUGUGUCUUGCAGAAACACUUCGUGAAUUGGUGCUCUUGAUGGGAUGCUUUCGUCGGUGGAAAAGGCGUCACGAACACGCGUAUCGUGUGCGUCUCUCUGAAAGUGUCUUGAAUGAUUUACGCCGAGAAAAGCAAAGAGCGCAACUGUUUCAACGUUGGAAACGCUUAACAUUUUGGCCACGUAAUACUAACAAGAAAAUUAGUUAG